This is a messenger RNA of Ailuropoda melanoleuca (giant panda), 465 nucleotides long. RefSeq names its product metallothionein-1-like. The record is from RefSeq and is a predicted model, not a curated record. Gene Ontology annotation, biological process: intracellular zinc ion homeostasis; cellular response to zinc ion; detoxification of copper ion. The coding region runs from base 128 to 313 and encodes 61 amino acids. The transcript has 3 exons. Gene Ontology annotation, cellular component: cytoplasm; nucleus. Gene Ontology annotation, molecular function: metal ion binding. Lineage: Eukaryota; Metazoa; Chordata; Mammalia; Carnivora; Ursidae.
CCCGGGCCGCCCGCUCCACCUAUAAAGUCAGCCCGCGGUGUCCGCGCUCUAACGCGCUUUCUGCCAGGUGCUGUGUCGUAUUGUGCCCUCUGCUUUGGACUUUGUCCGCGCCUCGACUUAACUCGGAAUGGAUCCCAACUGCUCCUGCUCCACCGGUGGCUCCUGCACGUGUGCCGGUUCCUGCAAAUGCAAGGAGUGCAAGUGCACCUCCUGCAAGAAGAGCUGCUGCUCCUGCUGCCCCGCGGGCUGUGCCAAGUGUGCCCAGGGCUGUGUCUGCAAGGAGGCAUCGGACAAGUGCAGCUGCUGUGCGUGACGCGGGGGAGGCCUGUUCCCCGUGUAAAUAGAGCCACGUGAACAAACCUCCAGUUUUUUACUUUUCCUUGCUACCCUGACCCAGUUGCUACAUUUCUGUUUUUUUGAAAUCUUUGAACGACAAUAAAUUCAUGGACUCCUCUGUCUCCAAGA